AUGUCUUGGCCAAGAAGCCCCGAAAGUGCUCUCACAGAACCAUCCGUCUCAUCAAUAGCACAUAUUGAAACGAGUGACCUUGAGCGACUCUUCCAAGAAAGACAUGUCGUGAGACAAGGUCUUCAUCAGCGGCACAUUCAAAUGAUUGGCUUGGCUGGUACCGUUGGCUCCGGCCUUUUCCUCAACUCUGGCCAAGCUCUCGCGAUGGGAGGACCCUUAGGUGCCUUCCUUGGCUAUACUCUCAUGGGACUUGCUGCUUCCAGUGUCGUCCUCGUAAUUGGAGAGAUGGGCACCUUAGUGCCUCUCAGUGGAGGCCCUGUUCGAUAUUCGGAGUUGUUUCUCGACCCUGCUGUGUCCUUCGCGAAUGGAUGGAACCAAGUAUGCUCAUAUUUGGUUACUAUCCCUGCCGAGAUCGUGGCAGCAUCGAUCUUAGUCGAAUUUUGGAGUUCUGUCAGUAGCGCAAUAUGGAUAACCGUUUUCGGCAUACUGAUACUGGUGACUGCCUUAUUGUUUAUCAGAAUUUAUGGAGAGAUUGAGUUUGUAUUUGCAAUGCUGAAGAUCUUCCUGAUCCUUGGGGUGAACAUUAUGGCACUAGUAAUAACCUGCGGGGGAGGUCCAAGUGGCCAAUCGAUUGGAUUCAGAUACUGGAAGAAUCCAGGGCCCUUUGUCCAAUAUUUUGGUAUCGAGGGUUCCCUGGGUCGAUUUCUCGGAUUCUGGUCAACUUUGAAUUACGCAACAUUUGCGUACGCAGGUGUUCAAAAUAUUACCCUCGCGGGCGCCGAAACGAGAUCUCCAAGGCGCGCUAUUCCGAAGGCAACAAAGAGGGUCUUGAUUCGAAUAUUAAUUUUCUAUGUUCUUUCUAUAUUUAUGAUCGGUCUUGUUAUUCCUUCAAAUGACCCAUACCUUCUCCAUUUGACCGGCACGGCUUCCCAGUCUCCAUUCGUUCUGGCCGCUCGCCGGGCAGGAAUACCGGAUAUACCCUCAAUUAUCAAUGCUGCUAUACUAGCUUCAGCUUGGUCUGCUGGAAAUUCUUUCAUGCUCUUUGGCUCCCGAAUUCUCUUUGGCAUGGCAAUUCAAGGACAUGCUCCUGCUAUUUUCGCCCGACUGAAUCGUUUCAAAGUGCCUUAUGCAGCCAUUGCCUUUUUCGGAGCAUUUAUGUGCCUAGGGUAUAUGGUUGUCUCUGAGACAGCAACCACAGUUUUUAGCUGGUUGCAGGCCGUCGUGGGAGUCUCGACUUUGAUUGACUGGAUAGUCAUUUGUGUUGUAUACCUCCGAUUCUACUACAGUUGCAAGAAGCAAGGAAUUGACCGACACAAAGAACUUCCGUGGGCUGCACCUUUUCAACCCUUCUCAACUUGGGCUUCCCUUGUGCUGCUCCUCCUUGUGCUUUUCACCGGUGGCUUCAGCACAUUUAUUCAUGGUCAUUGGAAUACUGAAACAUUUCUCUCGGCAUACAUCAAUAUUCCGAUAUUUCUGGUUCUGUACUUCGGCUACAAGUGGUGGAAGAAAACACGUAUCAUCGCUUUGGUGAAAAUUCCGAUUGUUGGUUUGAUACAGUUCUCCCUCAGUCAGGAAACCUCUGAUUAUGAACCACGACGAAAACGGAAAUUUGAAAAGGUUAAUUUUCUCUGGGCAUGA
Messenger RNA from Penicillium daleae, 1638 nucleotides. RefSeq lists its product as uncharacterized. The coding region runs from base 1 to 1638 and encodes 545 amino acids. Gene Ontology annotation, cellular component: membrane. The record is from RefSeq and is a predicted model, not a curated record. The transcript has a single exon. NCBI's taxonomy places the organism in Eukaryota, Fungi, Ascomycota, Eurotiomycetes, Eurotiales, Aspergillaceae. Gene Ontology annotation, molecular function: amino acid transmembrane transporter activity. Gene Ontology annotation, biological process: amino acid transmembrane transport.